This is a messenger RNA of Lycium ferocissimum, 468 nucleotides long. RefSeq lists its product as uncharacterized. NCBI's taxonomy places the organism in Eukaryota, Viridiplantae, Streptophyta, Magnoliopsida, Solanales, Solanaceae. The coding region runs from base 1 to 468 and encodes 155 amino acids. The transcript has a single exon. The record is from RefSeq and is a predicted model, not a curated record.
AUGGCUAAUUUGAAUCCCGUUGAUUCAUUUGCUAAUUUUGACGAGAAUAGGCUAAUGAAGUUGGCCGGGUAUUACAAAAGUGAGUUUGGUGAUAACCAACUUCGAGAUCUCAGUUACCAGCUUGAUAGUUUCAUUGUGUAUGCUCGGCAGUGUGAUAGCAAGUUUCUCAACUUGAAGGGGAUUAAGGAUCUUGCUAUUGUGAUGGCAAAAAUAAAAUUGGAUCAAACUUGGUCUCUUGUUCAUUUACUUGUGAAGCUGACAUUGAUUUUACAUGCUGCUACUGCAAGUGUGGAAAGAGCAUUUUCCUCAAUGAAGCUCAUAAAAAAUGAUCUACGCAAUCGCGUUGGUGAAGAAUUUCUAAAUGGUUGUUUAGUUUGUAAGAUAGAGCGUAAGGUAUUUGCAACUAUAAGCAAUGAUGCGAUUAUGGAUCGUUUUCAAAGGAUGAAGCCUCGUCGAGUACAAUUGUAA